Seriola dumerili (greater amberjack) is the source of this 1897-nucleotide messenger RNA. It is a transcript of the gene cdk14, whose product is annotated as cyclin-dependent kinase 14. The transcript is spliced from 15 exons. Lineage: Eukaryota; Metazoa; Chordata; Actinopteri; Carangiformes; Carangidae. Gene Ontology annotation, molecular function: ATP binding; cyclin-dependent protein serine/threonine kinase activity; cyclin binding. The record is from RefSeq and is a predicted model, not a curated record. The coding region runs from base 353 to 1765 and encodes 470 amino acids. Gene Ontology annotation, biological process: protein phosphorylation. Gene Ontology annotation, cellular component: cytoplasm; cytosol; nucleus.
GACUGGGGCUCUUAGGGAAGAAAGGAGUCAGAGCUGGAUCUCGUUUUGUAGGAUCUUGACAAAGACGCAGGAAAAAGACGCAGUAAAUUAGGCACGGUUUCCAGUUUGGGUGCUUCAGCUUCAGCGCGGACUUUUGUUGCCUUUGUGGAAAUGUAGCGAGUUGCAUUUUUGAGAAAAUCUCAAGGAGGCAUUUGUUCUUAAUAGCUGACUAGAUAAGUGAAUCGGCGCCGAGGCUCCGUUUCCUGUGUUUGCCAGCGCGCUGCAGCUGGGCUGAAGAAGCCCCGCUGGUACCGACUUCUGAACACAUCCAAUCCGCUUUGAAAGUCGGUGAGAGAAAGAAAGAAAAAACGAAAUGUGCGAUUUGAUGCCAGCCUCUCAGCCCACGGAGAAAAUCGGCAAAAUGAAAAAGUUGAGGAGAACUUUGUCGGAGAGUUUCAGGAGUAUCGCUUUCAAGAAGGAGGACAGUGGCUUUGAUGAGAUAUGUGUCACAAAGAUGUCCACACGCAGCUGCCAGGGAACAGACUCAGUCAUCAAGCCCCUGGACACCAUUCCUGAGGACAAGAAAGUGAGAGUUCAGCGCACGCAGAGUGGCUUCGACCCAUUCGAGAGGCCAGCCAGUCAGGUGAAGAGGGUCCACUCUGAGAACAAUGCCUGCAUCAACGCCAAGAGUUCGUCUGCCGGCAAGGAGUCGCCAAAACUGCGCCGUCACUCCAGCCCUAGUUCUCCCACAAGCCCAAAGUUUGGAAAAGCAGAUUCCUAUGAAAAGCUUGAAAAGCUGGGAGAGGGUUCAUAUGCUACAGUAUACAAAGGAAAGAGCAAGGUGAAUGGGAAGCUGGUGGCUCUGAAAGUGAUUCGUCUACAAGAGGAGGAAGGAACGCCCUUCACAGCCAUAAGAGAAGCAUCUCUUCUGAAAGGCCUGAAGCAUGCCAACAUCGUGCUCCUCCAUGACAUCAUCCACACCAAGGAAACCCUGACUCUGGUCUUUGAAUAUGUGCACACAGACCUGUGCCAGUACAUGGACAAACACCCUGGAGGUCUCCAUCCAGACAAUGUGAAGCUGUUCCUGUUCCAGCUACUCAGAGGCUUGUCCUACAUCCACCAGAGGUACAUCCUUCACCGUGACCUGAAACCACAAAAUCUGCUCAUCAGCGACACCGGAGAGCUCAAACUCGCUGACUUCGGUCUGGCCAGAGCCAAGUCAGUCCCCAGCCAUACCUACUCCAAUGAGGUGGUAACCCUGUGGUACCGGCCUCCAGAUGUCCUGCUGGGAUCCACAGACUAUUCCACCUGCCUGGACAUGUGGGGAGUGGGCUGCAUCUUCAUUGAAAUGAUCCAGGGUGUGGCUGCCUUUCCAGGGAUGAAGGACAUCCAGGACCAGCUGGAGAGAAUAUUCCUGGUCCUUGGCACCCCAUCUGAGGAUAACUGGCCAGGUGUAAACUCCUUGCCUCACUUCAAACCAGAUCGGUUUACAGUGUACAGCGCCAAGAAGCUCAGACAAGCGUGGAACAAGUUGGGCUACGUGGAUCAUGCUGAGGAGCUGGCCUCCAGGUUCCUCCAGUGCUUCCCAAAGAACCGGCUGUCGGCCCAGGCAGCGCUGAACCAUGAGUACUUCAGCAACCUUCCUCCACGGCUCUGGGAGUUGCAGGACAUGUCUUCUAUCUUCACCAUACCAAAUGUCAAGCUGCAGACAGAGAGUGGGGACAGCAUACAGGUGUGUGUACGACGGAACAGUCAUGGGAAGGCUUCGUCUGGCAGCAAACACUGACCUGAGGCAGCAUCCUGCACACCACUUCUUGACAGCUCACUGACAGUGUGACUCAUGUCAUGGUGAUCCCAACAACUCCACCAACCUGAACCACCACAAAGGUCGUUUGUUCCAGCCCUCUGAUACAACCCA